Diprion similis is the source of this 3752-nucleotide messenger RNA. RefSeq names its product insulin-degrading enzyme (gene Ide). The record is from RefSeq and is a predicted model, not a curated record. Gene Ontology annotation, cellular component: cytosol; mitochondrion. The coding region runs from base 73 to 3132 and encodes 1019 amino acids. Gene Ontology annotation, biological process: peptide catabolic process. The transcript has 14 exons. Gene Ontology annotation, molecular function: metal ion binding; metalloendopeptidase activity. Lineage: Eukaryota; Metazoa; Arthropoda; Insecta; Hymenoptera; Diprionidae.
ACUGUUCGGUAGCUAACGAAUUGAGCUCUUUAAAUCUAAUAUUCCUACUUAAUAAUAAAAUAUAAUCAAUAAAUGUUUUCUUUGAGGGUGAUUACAUAUAGGCCGCUCUAUAUUUCUCUAUGUUCGUCGAGAUUUGUCAGACGAGAAUCGUCAGAGGUAACCGCUUCGAUGGCAACAUCACCUGUUCAGACAAAUGAUACCAUUCGAUUUAAUGACAUAAUCAAAUCCCAGAAUGACAAAAGGCUUUAUAGGGGCCUUAUAUUACCCAACAGAAUGAAGGUACUACUCAUAAGCGAUUCAACAACUGAUAAAAGUGCUGCAUCCCUCGACGUUAAUGUUGGAUACAUGAGUGAUCCUGCAGAUCUGCCCGGUUUGGCACACUUCUGUGAGCACAUGCUUUUUCUUGGAACCGAGAAAUUUCCAUUAGAGAAUGAAUAUGGAAAAUACCUUUCGGAACAUGGUGGGGCAAGUAACGCAGCUACCUACCCAGAUCACACGAAUUACUACUUUGACGUGACUCCAGAAAGUUUGCCUGGAGCUUUGGACAGGUUUUCUCAGUUCUUUCUGAAACCAUUGUUCACUGAGUCAGCUACCGAGAGGGAAUUGAAUGCUGUUAAUCUUGAGCAUGAAAAAAAUAUACCCAAUGAUACUUGGCGAAUGGAUCAGUUGGAAAAAUCAUCUGCGAAUCCAAAUCACGCGUACUCCAAAUUUGGAACAGGAAAUAAAGAAACAUUGGAUGUAAUUCCUAAGAAAAAUGGUAUCAAUGUCAGAGAUGAAUUGUUGAAAUUUCACAAAAAGUGGUAUUCUGCCAAUAUCAUGUCGCUAAGUGUACUUGGAAAAGAAAGUCUUGAUGAAUUGGAAACCUUAGUUACGAAACUAUUUUCUAAUGUUGAAAAUCUUGACGUCGAUGUACCGACUUGGGAUGAACAUCCAUUUUCUAAGGAUGAUUUUCAAACAAGAUGGUAUAUUGUACCCAUCAAAGAUGUGAGAAAUCUGAACAUGACAUUUCCAAUACCUGACUUACGUGAACAUUUCAGAUCGGCACCAGCCAAUUACAUUUCACACCUCCUUGGGCAUGAGGGUGAGGGUUCACUUUUGUCCGCAUUAAAAGCAAAAGGUUGGAGUAAUUCUUUGGUAUCCGGACGACGUCAGGCAGCUAGAGGUUUUGGUUUUUUUGGUGCCUAUGUUGAUUUAACCGAAGAGGGAAUCAAACACAUUGAUGACAUUGUUACAUUAACUUUUCAAUACAUUAAUUUGCUGAAAAAAGAAGGUCCCGUAUCAUGGAUAUUUGAAGAAUGUAAAGAUAUAGCCGCAAUGAACUUUCGUUUCAAAGAAAAGUCAUCACCACGUAGUUGGGUAAAUUCAACUGUGCAUUGUUUGCAAGAGUAUCCUAUGCAAGAAAUAUUGACAGGGCCACGGCUCUUGACGGAAUGGAAACCAGAGUUGAUUGAGAUGGUUCUGGGUUAUCUGACUCCGGAAAAUAUUAGAGUCUCUGUUGUAGCUCAGCAGUAUGAGGACAUUGCUAGUGAAAAGGAAACUUGGUAUGGAACUCGGUAUAUAAAAGAAAAAAUACCAAAUGACAUUAUUGAAAAAUGGAGAAAUGCAGGUCUAAACCCGGAUCUACGACUUCCAGCUAAAAACGAAUUCAUCCCAACAAAUUUUGAUCUAAAACCACAAGAGCCUGAUGCAAAUAAAUUCCCAGUAAUUAUUGAGGAUACAGCGCUAAUGCGAGUUUGGUUCAAGCAAGAUGAUGAAUUUCUCUUGCCUAAGGCCAAUCUUAGCUUGGACUUUGUUAGUCCUUUGGCGUAUAUGGAUCCAGUUAGUUGCAAUCUAGCAUACAUGUUUGUACAGCUGUUUUGUGAUUCAUUAAACGAAUAUGCCUAUGCUGCUGAUCUUGCAGGAUUGAAAUGGGAACUUAGUAAUAGCAAAUAUGGAAUGAUUCUAGGAAUUGGAGGCUAUAACGACAAACAACACGUUUUGCUUGCGAAAAUUAUUGAUCGAAUGGUCAGUUUCAGAAUUGAUGUACAACGAUUUGACAUUAUAAAAGAAAAUUAUAUUAGAGGUCUGAAAAAUUUUGAUGCUGAGCAACCAUAUCAACAUGCCGUUUACUAUUUAGCGGUUCUGUUAGCAGAAACUGUUUGGACCAAGGAUGAACUGUUAGAUGCAACUUCACAUUUGACAGUGGAAAGGGUACAACAAUUUAUACCACAAAUUCUAGGAAAAAUGCAUAUUGAAUGUUUAGUCCAUGGAAAUGUAACCAAGUCGGAAGCGUUAGAUAUUGUCAAGCUUGUUGAAUCAAGAUUAACUAAUACAUUGCCGCAAGUUACACCGUUAUUGCCUCGACAAUUAGUUUUACACCGGGAGGUGAGAUUAGACGAUGGUUGUCACUUCCUUUACGAGAUCGAGAACAAAUUACACAGAAGUUCAUGUGCCGAAGUAUACUACCAAUGUCAUCUUCAGGCAACAGAAUCAAACAUGCUUCUAGAGUUAUUGGUUCAAAUUAUAACUGAACCCUGCUUCAAUACUUUGCGAACCAAAGAACAGCUUGGCUAUAUCGUAUUUAGUGGAAUACGAAGAACAAACGGUGCCCAAGGUCUGAGAAUCAUUGUGCAAAGUGACAAGCAUCCUCGGCACGUUGAACAAAGAAUAGAAGCCUUUUUGGAGUCAAUGUUGGGUCAGCUAGUUGAUAUGUCAGAAGAAGAAUUUAGUAGACAUAAAGAGGCUUUGGCUAUAAAGAGAUUGGAGAAGCCAAAAAUGAUGAGCACUUUGUCAGCUUUGUUUUGGUCUGAAAUCUCAACACAACAAUACAAUUUCGAUAAAGCUAACAUCGAAGUAGCCUACAUGAGAACCAUAACAAAAGAAAUGGUUAUUCAAUUUUACAAGGAGGCUAUACACAGUUCAUCCCCAAGUAGACACAAGCUUUCAGUCCAUGUAGUUUCAAUGGUGGAAGGUGGUGCUGGACAUCCCGACGCGAACGUUGCAGACGAAGGAUCAACUCCCUCUACGGAAACCAGUCCAAAUACACCCCAUAGAAUUAGGGACGUGAUGUCAUUUAAAUCAAGUCAAGCAUUAUAUCCUCUGCUGAAGCCAUUCAUUGAUAUACCCAGAAAAGGUCGAAGAUCAAAAUUAUAAUGUUUGGGUACAUUGGUUUGUAAAUGUGAUGCUCCACACCUAGUUUCCUAAAAUAUUAUGAAUUGAUAGAGUCAUGACAUGUAUUUUAGGAGAGGCAUGAACAUUUCCCAUCUUAGGUUUAUAUGACAUAUCCUUGAGUAUUAUCUAAUCACAUUGAUCGAACAGCCUUGAGUAAUCGAUUAUGAUAUGGGAUUAUUGGUUAGCCACCCUGGUUUUUUUUUAUUUUUCAAUGUGACAGUGAAAUUCGUUUAGUAUUACAAGGACAAAAUUUAAACGGAAAAAUUAUUUCGUAAAUCCACCGUUUCACCAGAAAAUUAAGAUAUGCACGUCUAUCUGUGGUCAAUAUCCAUCCAAUUUAUUUAUGGUACACCCGAAUUGGUAAUAAUUUGUAAUUUUCACCUCAAUCACAGUUACACGUUCAAAAAUGGCAACAGGAAGGAAACCUUAGAAGAAUUUCCAAAUUCAUCGACAGUCAUUUGGUACAUACAUUGUACAUACAUACAGUAAAUAAUGUGCAAUAGAUUAUUUGGUUAUUUUUGCACUAGCCGUGAGCGAUUCAGACGCUAAUGAAUUUUAUGCAAAUAAAGAGCAUCAUUACAAAAAUAUGAUUCUUUCGUUAU